AUGCUGCUCUUCCUCUUUGCGCUACCAAUCCACGGCCUCGAGAGCACCGCCUGCUACGAUCUCCUCGGCAACGCUCUUUCCUCCAGCUACGGCCCAUGCAACUCGUCCGCAUCCACGGCUAGCGCCUGCUGCCUGACCAACCGUGACGAUGACGCCGACAUCUGCCUCGACAGUGGCUUGUGCAUGUCGACCAGUUCGGGAUGGACCGGAUUCCUCUGGGCCAACGGGUGCACUGAUCCAUCCGCCGCCGACGACGCAUGCCCCAAGCUCUGUGACGGGAUCCGCGGCUCGAACUGGACAUCAGCAAACGUCCUGCAGUGCUCGCCGGGGUCAUGGUGCUGCCGCGAGUCCACCGACACCCCAAACUGCUGCGAUAACUCGAGUGCCAUCAUCAGCGCCUCGAGUAUCGGCACGCUUCUUUUGCCUACGCAGACCCCCGGCAGCGAGGUCAAGGGGACGGACAGCUCCGCUACGGCCGUUGUUGGGGGCGUAUUGGGGGGACUGUUGGUUGCGACGUUGCUGACCUUGGCUAUAGUUCUGUUCAAGUGGCGCACCUGCAAAAGGGCCCAAGGCCAUGGUCGUGCGGAUCGUGUGUUCAAGAAGGAUGGCUCGCAGCGUCCUGUGGCCGAGUUGGAGGGACGAGAACGGCGGGAACUGCAGGGAUGA
Molecule: messenger RNA, 666 nt
Organism: Lasiodiplodia theobromae
Lineage: Eukaryota; Fungi; Ascomycota; Dothideomycetes; Botryosphaeriales; Botryosphaeriaceae
Exons: 2
Coding region: 1-666 (221 amino acids)
Source: RefSeq, a predicted model, not a curated record